GUCGACUCCUGAAUGAAUAAAAAGGCGAGAAUGUCGCUGUGCUACGCCUGGGCCGCGUGUGGGCUGAGUGCAAGCCAGCCUUAUGUGACGUACCAAAGGGCACCGCCUACUCCGCCUGAGCAACGCACGGAGCACAGGGUGCCACCCCUUCCCCACCUCCAAAAUGUGGUUCGCUACAAAACCGCAUUCGCUCCCACAUCCAGAGACCUGAAAGCCCUGUCCUCGUAGCCAUCGUACGUACUUGUUGCUCUGCUUCAGAUCGUACUCACCCAAAGGCUCUCCGAGAAUGCAGUGCUGACAAGCGAGCGAAACAAGCGAUCCUCAAGAGUGCGUCGCUCUCUCUCUCUCUCUCUGGCGGCCGUCUCAAUCCCACACCCCUUGCCUCUCGGUGUUGAUCGACUAUUCCGACUUGCUUUUGUGACGUAGCAAAGGAAGAGUUGCCCGGCUUCCAGUCUCGCGUAACGAAGGAUGAACGAGGAGAUUCAA
Molecule: messenger RNA, 486 nt
Organism: Acaromyces ingoldii
Lineage: Eukaryota; Fungi; Basidiomycota; Exobasidiomycetes; Exobasidiales; Cryptobasidiaceae
Exons: 1
Coding region: 13-228 (71 amino acids)
Source: RefSeq, a predicted model, not a curated record